This is a messenger RNA of Didymosphaeria variabile, 1107 nucleotides long. RefSeq lists its product as uncharacterized. The transcript is spliced from 2 exons. The record is from RefSeq and is a predicted model, not a curated record. The coding region runs from base 1 to 1107 and encodes 368 amino acids. Gene Ontology annotation, molecular function: nucleotide binding. NCBI's taxonomy places the organism in Eukaryota, Fungi, Ascomycota, Dothideomycetes, Pleosporales, Didymosphaeriaceae.
AUGGCACCCGUAAAAGUCGGCUUCAUCGGCCUCUCCUCCACCCAGUCCUGGGCCGUCUGGGCACACCUCCCCUACCUGAAAGCCUCCUCUAAGUACCAAAUUGUUGCUCUCUGCAACUCUUCUGUCGAUGCCGCAAAAGCAGCUAUUGAGACUCAUGGCCUCCCGUCUUCCACGAAAGCCUACGGCUCCCCUUCCGACCUAGCAGCCGACCCCGACGUCGAGCUAGUCGUCUGCUCCACCCGCGUAGACAAACAUUAUGACUGUCUUCUUCCCGCGCUGAAGGCCGGCAAAGACGUCUUUUGCGAAUGGCCGCUCGCGAUUAACGCCAAGCAGGCCGAGGACAUGCUUGCUUUGGCGCGGGAGAAGGGCGUGAAGACGCUGGUGGGACUGCAGGCUGGCGUUAGUCCUGUGCUGCUGAAAAUCAAGAGUCUGAUUGAGGAGGGGAGGAUUGGGAGGGUAGUGAGUAGUAUGUUCCAUGGGACGCCGAAGUUUUUUGGGGAGAGCGAGUGGGAGGGAAAUGCGUAUCAGCAGGAGAGGAGUGUUGGUGGGAACUUGGUCAGUAUCUAUGGGAUGCAUUCACUUGAAGCUAUUCAGGUAGUGCUAGGCCCGCUGAAGGAUUAUAACCCACUACUGGCAGUGCAGUUCCCGACUGUCCAACUUACUGACCACACUGGUACCCCAACCACGACUGUCCCCCGUACCUCCCACGACCACUUUUUCCUCAACGGCACGUUUGACUCCGGCGCCACGCUCUCGUAUUCUCUUCGCGGCGGACCUGCUUUCGACGGUACAUGCGGUGCCUUCUGGCGCAUUUACGGUACCAAAGGCGCUAUCCAGAUUACGGGCCCAGACUCGUAUCUCCAGAUCGCUGACGACAACGUAAAGAUCAAGUUGUUUGAGUACGGAAAGGAAGGGCUGAAGGAACUUGAUGCUGAGAAGGACGAGUGGUCUGCCGAACAGUAUUCGCUUUACUCCAGGAAUAUUGCGAGGUUGUACGAGGGAUUCGCUCACGGAAAGGGUGUCACAGAAGGAGUACUGAACUGGGAAGAUGCAGUGAAAAGACAUAUUACAGUUGAAGAGAUAUACAAGAAAGCAAACGUACAGUGA